CUGGUUUGACAGCCCUGCAGAGUGAAGUUGUACUUAGAAUUGGAGCAACAGGGUCAGCUACAGUGGAAGCUAUCCCACAUCUACAAAUGGGCCUGAGUACAGAAGAGUAUACCACUUUAGGGUGAGAGAAUAGUUCAUUCCUGGUGUACAUAAUGUGACAGCACUGGGUAACCUGAUAACUUGGCAGAAGGUGGAUUAUGACUUCAGUUACCACCAGAUGGAAUUCCCAUGCAAUAUUAAUGUACUUAUCACUUCAGAAGGCAGAUCACUUCUACCGUCAGACUGUCAGGUCCAUUUACAGCCACAGAUAAUUCCACCAAACAUGGAGGAGUACAUGAACAGCCUUCUCACAGCAGUGCUGCCAUCCAUGCUGAACAAAUUCCGCAUCUUUUUAAGCUUGCUGAGGCUGUUGGAUUACAGCAUAUCUGAUGAGGUGACCAAGGCAGUAGAGGAAGACUUUGUAGAAAUGCGUAAGAAUGACCCUGAGAGCAUAACCGCUGAUGACCUUCACAGAACUCUGCUUGUAGCAAGGUUUCUGUCUCUCAGUGCUGGGCAGACAACGCUGUCAAGAGAGCGGUGGCUAAGAGCAAAACAGCUGGAAGCAUUACGUAAAGCCAGGCUCCAGCAACAGAAGUGUGUCAAUGGAAAUGAACUUUAAUAAUUCCUCCUAUUAUUUUGCUUACCUGUGACUAGGAAAAUGAGGUUUGUCCUAAUCCUAAGUGGAGCCAGCACUAAGAAUGGGGUACUGUUUAUUCCACAGUUUCUUGUAGAUAAUUUAUACCAAAAAAUUAUGGACACUCACCCUUGAAAACUGAACCCAUUUAGUUUAUAUGGGGUUCAGUAAGCUAAUGCUGAAACUUACUGAUUUUAUGAAAUUUUUUUGGAGCUUGUUUUGUAACUGAGAAUUAAUAACAAUGAGCAAUUUGUUUGAUAUUAAAAGUUUAAUACUGAAA
Dermochelys coriacea (leatherback sea turtle) is the source of this 953-nucleotide messenger RNA. RefSeq names its product minichromosome maintenance complex binding protein (gene MCMBP). Gene Ontology annotation, molecular function: chromatin binding. Gene Ontology annotation, biological process: DNA-templated DNA replication. The record is from RefSeq and is a predicted model, not a curated record. The coding region runs from base 218 to 658 and encodes 146 amino acids. NCBI's taxonomy places the organism in Eukaryota, Metazoa, Chordata, Testudines, Dermochelyidae. The transcript has 5 exons.